This is a messenger RNA of Callithrix jacchus (white-tufted-ear marmoset), 418 nucleotides long. RefSeq names its product mth938 domain-containing protein. Gene Ontology annotation, biological process: positive regulation of fat cell differentiation. Gene Ontology annotation, cellular component: cytoplasm. The record is from RefSeq and is a predicted model, not a curated record. NCBI's taxonomy places the organism in Eukaryota, Metazoa, Chordata, Mammalia, Primates, Cebidae.
UUGCAAGUAUUUCCUCCUUAUGACUUCCCCUGAAAUUGCUUCCUUAUCAUGGGGGCAAAUGAAAGUACAAGGCUCUAAUACAACCUAUAAGGACUGCAAAGUAUGGCCAGGGGGUAGUCGGACUUGGGAUUGGAGAGAAACAGGAACUGAGCAUUCUCCUGGAGUGCAGCCUGCAGAUGUGAAGGAAGUUGUUGAGAAAGGUAUACAGACUCUUGUGAUUGGCCGAGGGAUGAGUGAGGCCUUGAAGUUUCCUUCAUCAACUGUGGAGUACCUCAAGAAACAUGGCAUUGAUGUGCAGGUCCUCCAGACAGAGCAGGCAGUGAAGGAGUAUAAUGCCUUGGUUGCCCAAGGGGUCAGGGUGGGAGGUGUCUUCCAUUCCACCUGCUGAUGAGGCCUUAAGAGGCGAAUAAAUCACUAA